AUGCAGGCCAUUAAGAAGGCAAUCUCUUGGACACUUUUUAUACUUUCUUACUUAUUCAUGGAGGGUUCGUGCCAAGACUUUGGUGGUGGACAGACUCAAUUUAUUUGCACGUCGGUGCCCAAGGAUAUGGACAUAUGCGCCGCUACCUUGCAAAACAGUAUGCCUGGAGAGGAUCUGAAGACCACUGUAAUGCAGCUCCGGGAGACCGUCCUACAGCAGAAGGAGACCAUUAUGAACCAAAAAGAGACUAUCAGAGAACUGACUUCCAAGUUAACUCGCUGUGAGGGCCAGAGUGCGCCCGAGCCCGGACCUGGGGGAAGGAGAAAAGAGACGGGGACCAAAAAUACUAUGGGGGAUGUAUCAAGGGGUCCCUCAGACACUUUGGCGCAACUAUCGCAGACGUUACAGUCUCUAAAGCAGAGAUUAGAAAAUCUCGAGCAAUUCAGUCGGAACAACAACUCGGUCCAGGCGAACAGUCUGAAAGACCUGCUACAGAGUAAAAUCGACGAUUUGGAGAAGCAGGUGUUAUCCCGCGUGAACAGUAUAGAAGAUGGCAAGCCUGGGCUGCGGAACGAGACGGAGCAGCGCGGUAGAGUGGAGUCGACUCUCACAUCCCUGCACCAGAGAAUCACCGACCUCGAGAAAGGUCAGAAAGAAAACAGGCCGCUGGAUAAAUUCCAGUUGACAUUCCCGUUGAGGACCAACUACAUGUAUGCCAAAGUGAAGAAGAGUCUCCCUGAGAUGUACGCAUUCACUGUCUGCAUGUGGCUCAAAUCCAAUGCAUCACCUGGGGUGGGCACGCCGUUCUCCUACGCAGUGCCAGGGCAGGCCAACGAGCUGGUGCUGAUUGAGUGGGGGAAUAAUCCUAUGGAGAUACUCAUCAAUGACAAGGUAGCUAAAUUACCAUUCAUUAUCAACGACGGGAAGUGGCAUCACAUCUGUGUCACAUGGACAACUCGAGAUGGAGUAUGGGAGGCUUUCCAAGAUGGAGUCAUGAGGGGCAGUGGAGAAAACCUUGCUCCAUACCAUCCAAUCAAACCACAAGGUGUUCUGAUAUUGGGACAAGAACAGGAUACGCUUGGAGGGGGCUUUGAUGCUACACAAGCUUUUGUUGGAGACCUGGCGAAUUUUCAUAUCUGGGACCGGAAGUUGUCUAUUGGAGAGAUAUACAACCUGGCAACUUGCAGCAGCAAAGCGCAGAUAGGCAACGUGUUUUCGUGGUUGGAGAGCAGCAUUGAUAUUUACGGAGGAGCCUCCAAGUGGACAUUUGAGGCUUGUCGUCAACUGAACUGA
This is a messenger RNA of Salvelinus namaycush (lake trout), 1293 nucleotides long. RefSeq names its product neuronal pentraxin-1-like. The record is from RefSeq and is a predicted model, not a curated record. Bases 1 to 1293 code for a protein of 430 amino acids. Lineage: Eukaryota; Metazoa; Chordata; Actinopteri; Salmoniformes; Salmonidae. The transcript has 5 exons.